AUGGUUACCGCUUCCCGGUUGGAUGGUGCUGAAGAUGAUGACGGGGGUCGUGGAGGGGUCCAAUUCAGUGAGAGGGAUAUGGGUCGGAUAGCACCGGUGGACCGGGAUGAACUAGAGGUAAAGCAUACUAGGCUGAUGGAGAGGACGGGAGCAUUUGCGAAGCAUAUGGAGAUAGCUGGGCAGAAUGUAUCUGGUGCUGGUCUGGGUGGUGUUAUCCUCUCAAAUUUAACGGUGUGGGCACCUAAUAAAAGUGAGGAAGCGUUUUAUGAAUUUUGCUUGCUGAUGUAA
Perkinsus marinus ATCC 50983 is the source of this 288-nucleotide messenger RNA. RefSeq lists its product as hypothetical. The transcript has 2 exons. The record is from RefSeq and is a predicted model, not a curated record. Lineage: Eukaryota; Perkinsozoa; Perkinsida; Perkinsidae. The coding region runs from base 1 to 288 and encodes 95 amino acids.